Molecule: messenger RNA, 5260 nt
Organism: Lagenorhynchus albirostris (white-beaked dolphin)
Lineage: Eukaryota; Metazoa; Chordata; Mammalia; Artiodactyla; Delphinidae
Gene: LEKR1
Product: leucine, glutamate and lysine rich 1
Exons: 16
Coding region: 2821-4917 (698 amino acids)
Source: RefSeq, a predicted model, not a curated record
UAAGGCAGUUGUCUAUGUUCGGUCUUUGAAUUCAUUAACAUUUGUUAUAGGCUAGAUAUUGGAUGCUAAGGUUUAAAGAACUAUCAGUGCCAUAUUUUUGAGCAUCAAAUGCAUUACAAGAGUUUUAAGUCACUACCUUAGAGGUUUAUUCUUUUUGUGUUUUUAAAUAUAUUCAUGAAAGUAAGUCCUAGGGAUGUCAUGUUCAGCAUCAUGACUGUAUUGUAUAUUUGAAAGAUGCUAAGAGAGUAGAUCUUAAAAGCUCUCAUCACAUCUAUGUGUGGUGAUGGAUGUUAACUAGACUUGUGAUUAUUUUACAAUAUAAACAAACAUUGAAUCAUUCUUUUGGAUACCUGGAACUAAUAUAAUGUUAUAUGUCAGUUAUAUCUCAAUUAAAAAUAAACAUAUUCGUUUGACAAAUAUUAAACUAUAUUUGGCACACAGUACAUUUUUGGGUAAAGCUCUUACCAACAGUGAACAGGCCACAAAAGAAUACAUUUAUGAUCAUCAAAAGUUUCACUGUUGAGCCUGACUUUUAAUAUUUGAAAGUAAAUGUUUUAUUGCUUUAAGGCCUAACUUGUCUCAUUGGAAAUUUUGUUCAAUAAUCAUAUUCUUAGGGCUAAAAAGAGUUCAGUACACAAUUUAUUUCUGCACAGAUGACAAAACAUUUGAACUCCUAGAGAGAAGCUCUAUUUAAACAUUGUGACCUUCAUUUUAUUAGGUACUCUAGUUUACACUGCACAUGUGAUGGAUUCAAAAAUAUACAGAGUCUAAACCCACAAAUAGUAUUUUGUGUUCAAGCCACCUCUAGACCAGAGUUAUUUGGGGUUCAAAAUAGACAAAGCAGUUUUACAAAGGAGUCUAACUAUUGAUUAGCACUUUAAAAAAAACAGAAAAGAAAAUCCUAUCCACAUUUUGGUGGGAAUAAAAUGUGGUAAGUACAAAAAGCAGGUGGUCACUUGUAGCUUUUUUUUUUUAAUGAAGCUGUAUGGGAAAAGUUAUGAAAAAAGUAAGUAUAACACAAAGUUACAUUUCCAGAAUUAAAUACUUCUUGGGUAUUUACAUGUGACAUCCAUAGCAGGCUGAGGUCCCGUGGAUACUGGCUGGCUGGCAGAGUCAGCUAACCCAAUACAGGAGUCCCAGGUGCUUCUGCUUACACUCAUAUUCGGUCCAAGUAUACUUUAGUGCUCAAGUGUUGGGUCAUGCCCUUGGCCACUUCCAUCAUUUGAGUGAGAGUAAACAAUAAAUAGGAUCUGACUGAGUUAUGUUUGGAAAGAUUCUCCAUAAAUGAGACAUUGUGUAUGAAAUGCCAGGAAAGAGCCCAGUAAAUGUUAGCUUUUAAAAAAUUCUGCACUUGCAUUGGAUGGAACCCAGAAAUAGCAAUGAAAGCCAUUGUUGCUUCCAAUCUGGGAAGCCCGUCUGCAACGAUUUUUUUCAAACUCUUGAGGAUCUCAGUGUUGUGUUGUACUGUGUUCUGAUUCACAGGAUAAAAAUAAAGUUGGGCUAACUGUAAUUUUGUCAUGCUCCCUUUGUACAGUUUUGAGCUCACUUUAAAAUAAGCAAUCUUGGGUAGACUUCCUGGUCUUUGUAUCAGACUUGCAGACAAAGUACCUAUUCUCCCAAAUGCUUUUCAUGUGGGCACAGGGAGAGGAGAGGAGGGGGCAUAAUAUUACUUACCAGAAUGAAUGGGAUGAAUGACAAUGCCUUGCUGGAUAAAUAUCUUAGGUAAAUUCAAAUUCAUAACAGAAGCAUAGACACUGUGUUCUCACAAAUGUUAAUGCUACAACACAAAGGUGUGCGGACCAUGUGGAAAGCCCUAGUUUAUCACUUUACAGAGACUCUACUUCCAAAACUAGGGAGUAUUUCCUCCCCCCCCCCCCCCCCCCCGCUCUCAGGGGUCAUUGACCCACAGGAGAAAAAUAAUAAUAAAGGGUCACAGAAGGGGUUAAAAGGAACUCAAUUUGGUUCUCACUGAUUAUUUUUAAAAUAUUUUUAAAAGUCACAAUAAAAAGUGAAACUUACCUAGUUUAAAAUUUAAGAAGAGGAUAAAACAAAACUUUAUUCAGUAUGUCCAAUGAUGGAAAUGCUUUAAAUUCUGCUUCAGUUCCAGUAUGGCCAGUAAUGGGGUGGGGAAAAGGACUGGAAAAACAAAAGGGACAAGGGGAAAAAACCUGGAGAGGUAAAGGGAGAGACUGAGACCAAGCAAGAGUCAAGAAAAAACACACCAACAAUGGGAAGAGGCUUUUUGGAUUACUUUUUUUUUUUUUUUAAACUUUUUUAAAAACCUGUUUUGUAAAACCCUGUUACAACUCUUCAUCUUUAUCUUUUUUUUUUCCUUCCAGGCAAGGCUUUGCGGGGAAUCCUGCUGCAGCACUAGGGAGCGAAAACAACAGUAGUAAGUCUCUUACCCGGCUAGCAAGCUGCGAAUGUUCUAUUUCUUGGAAGAGCUGCAUUUUGGACCUCAUAAAACCCUCAAAGGAGAGACCUGGACUAUGAACGAGUUCCCUGCAUGGAUUCAAUCACUGAGCAUCACCCCAGCCUGCCCCCAGCGUAAACCCAGCCCUUUCUCCGAGCCCCGCCACGAGAUUUCCCGCCUCCGCGCAGCACUUGGGACCCCGGGCGGCGCCCGGGAGUCCCGCUUCUGCGUUGGGGAGCGGCGUGGGCGUGACGUCAUCGCGCCCUGACGUCAGGCCGACGUACAGCACUGUGUCCUGGGAGACCGGGAAAGCCGUUUCGCACCUGGCAGAAUUGAAGUCUAGAUUAUUUUACUUCAGAGCUCCCUCAGUAUAUCUUGAGAAAUUAUGGAUCGUCACAUUCCCAUGCAUGCAUUACCUGAAGAAAUCCAAAAGGUUGUUACAUAAUACUGAGCAGAGUUCCCUGUGUUAUACAAUGUCUCCAGAAGAAAAAGUUUGUAAGUACUGUGGAGUCAGCUAUCUAAUUCUUCAUGAGUUUAAGGCUAUGGAAGAAAAAGUGAAAGCAAUGGAAAAAGAGAUGAAAUUUUAUCAAGGAAGUGUAGAACGUGAAAAGAGCCUUCAAGAAACACUACAGACUCUUAGCCAAGAUUUUGAACAAUACAAAAUUGACAGUGAAUCCAAAAUGGAAAGAAUUCGAGAUGCAAGCAUGCAGUUAAAAAGUCACCAAAAUGAUUUUCAGAGAGUACAGAAAGAAUUGAGUCAGUUGCAACAUGAGUUAAAAAUUAAACAAAGACAAUCACAAAUCUUCAGUCAGAGAUUGACAGAAUACAAGUAUCUCUGGAAUAAGACUCUUUCAUUACUUACUUUUAGUAAAAGAGAGCUAACCAGUAUUAAAAAUGAAGUAUAUGAUAAUUUUCAAAACUGGACUUCACUGAAAGGAGAAGUUUUUCUACAAAUUAAAUCCAUAAGUGAAACAGCCUUGACAGAAAUAAAGAUGCUAAAUAAAAGUUUGACAGUGUCCCAGAGAAAUAACGUAUGCCUUGAAGAGGAAAUGAAAAAUCUGAAACUGUUGUCAGAUGCAGCCAUAUUGAGAUCUCAGCAAAUUGAGACAUUCAAACAACAGGAAGUAAACUUGCAAACCAGAUGCCAUGACUUGCAAAAGGAAGUACUAGAUUUACAGUGUGAGAUUGAAGCACGUGGGCUAAAACUUCAAAAGGCAGUGACUGAGAUGGACAACUACAAAGAAAAGCUCAUGAAUAAAUCUAAUGAAGCUGAUGAGUGUCAAAGAGAACUUAGAAAACUGAAGUUCGAAUCCAUUAUUUCUGAGUCACGGCACACCAGAUUGCUUAAAGAAAAGGAAGACUCUUUAAUGACUUGUCAACAAAUAUAUAAAACUUUACAGGAAGAACUGACUGCAAAAGAAAGGCAAGAAGCUGACUUAAAAAGAAGAAUUAAUCUUGCAGAAAAUGAACUGGAAAUAACCAAAACCCUUCUGAAUCAGACAAAGCAAGAGGUUAUAACACUGAAAAGUGAAAGGGAAUUGAUGCUGAUUUCACAUCAGAAAAGCAUGGAGCAGUUGCAGGAAACCCUUAGACAGAAGAUGCUGAACGGUGAUAACUGGAGGGAGAAGGUUGAAGCUGAACUCGCCAAGGAAAGGGCCCAACAUUUAGUUGAAUUUCAGGAGCAAGCUCUUCUCUUUGAAGAAGUUAAACUGGAACUCGAUAUUGAAAAGGAAAAACACCAAGAAAUAAUCCAAAAAUGUAAGAAAGAAAAAGAAGAACUACAAAUGAAGAUAUCUGACUUAAUCGAAGGCGCCACUAAAGAUCUAAGGCUGAAAGUGGCUGCUCUUGAAGAAAAGCUCCAUGAAUCCCAUAUUCAAUAUACUGAAGAAUCUGAGUUAAAGGAGAAAGAAAUCGAGAACCUUAAAAAUUUGGUUGCAGAAUUUGAAUCACGCUUGAAGAAGGAAAUUGACAGUAAUGAUUCAGUUUCAGAGGACUUGAGGAAGGAAAUGAAACAGAAGUCAGAUGAACUGGAAAGAGUAAUGCUGGCACAAGCACAACUGAUACAGCAAUUCAACCAGUCCCAGGAAGAGAACACUUUUCUUCAGGAAACAGUGCGUAGAGAGUGUGAAGAACGCUUUGAACUGACGGAGGCUUUGAGUCAAGCCAGAGAACAGCUCCUGGAGCUCAGGAAGCUCGGCGGACGGUCACCCCUAUCACCAGGCUCCCUCAGCCAGGGCAGCCUAACCUCCUCUGUUGCAGCUAGCAGCAGUCAGGGAGAGAAGAGGCUCGCAAGACUGAACUCCGAAAUGAGAAUCAAAAUCCCCAGCCUGCACGGAGUGUCGAAACCCACCGCUUCCCCAGCCUCAACUCAGCCCAGCAGGGUCAGCAGCUCAGGUUUGCCCACCCUCCCCCAGCCACACCCUCCCCAGGGUCGAACGUCUUCAGUCAGUGAGACCCGGCAGAGACUGGCUGUCAUUCUGCAGAGGAGACUGAGUCAGCAGUGAUGGAGCCAAAGUCAGGAGCAGCUCCACACAGCAUGCCCGUCUUUCCCAGAGUCCAGAAACUCACUGUACGAGGAUGAAAAGGAUCAAAUUACUACCACAGAUUAAGAAUGCGUACUUACAGAUAUUUUUAACAAGACAGUUGGAAAAGCUAAAGAAUUGUGAAACCACAUUUUCCAAGAGGCCUUUGAAACUGCAACAGAUAAUGAAGUUGUUGGUAUUCCAGAGGGCCAAUUUCUAUAUUUAUGUAUUGUGUGUUUCGAUGUGCUCUAUGAAUAUGCCCUUUUAGAGAUCAUAGGUAAAAUUUUUCACCCAUAGCAUCUUUUCUACUUUUUUGCACUAUUAC